UGGUGAAACAAGUGAUUGAGGUCACAUAUUUGAGGUAUCAUUUGGUCUCAUUUUAAGGGACUAGAUGGUGAAACAAGUGAAAAUCUAACUUUUUGUUAGAGCAAAGUCAUUAGAUGUCUUAGUUUAAGGUUUUCUUCAAGGGAAUUUUCUAUAUCCAUAUAUAGAAAAUGAUAUAACUACUAUAAAUUAAGUGGAAUGGAUGAUAUAACUCCACCAAGGAUUCUAAUAAAUGAUAUGACACAGGUGAGUGAUUAUUGUGUUGGGUCAUUGCACCAAGAAUUGGAAGAAGCAUGGGGAUCUGAAGGCUCUACAAAUGAAUGGAACAAAAAGUGGCAAUCUGCACUAUCUAAGGCGUAUGAUAACGUUGAUAAAGCUUGUGUAAAAGAUCUUUCAGGUGGAUCAACUGCAGUAGUUGUGCUAAUUUCACCUUGCCAGAUCAUUGCUGCAAAUUGUGGUGAUAGUAGGGCCAUUCUUUGUCGCGGGUUCUACACCAUUCCUCUCACUGCUGAUCAUAAGCCUUACAGGCAAGAUGAAAAUGAAAGAAUCGUCAGGAGUGGGGGUCUUGUUAUACCAGACACAUGGGGUCUACUGAGAGUUGAUGGUGUUCUUGCCAUGACAAGGGCAAUAGGAGAUGGGUCGAUGAAGCCAUAUGUAAGCGCGGUUCCUGAGGUGACUUUUACCACCAGGACCGAUGAGGACGAGUGUUUAAUAAUGGCUAGUGAUGGUUUAUGGGAUGUUAUGUCUACAGAGCUUGUGGGAACUAUGGCUACUAGUAUGCUGCGACAUGAGCGGGAAUUUCCAAGCACCAAUGAAAAACCAACACAACGUGUCGCAAAAUAUCUUUUCAAAGAGGCAUUGGCAAGAUCAAGCAGCGAUAACUUUUCGGUUAUUAUUGUGGACUUGAAAAGGCAGCCAUAAAAACAUGUUGCAUGCAGUUUGGUAUGAUCUUAAUUAAUAAGUUGGUGGACAAACAACAUAACAAUAGUUUGUGUUAAACAGUUUGAGCUAUGUUACUCUUUGUUUAUUCUCUUUUUUUUAUUUAUAUAAAUGCUUCAGGA
Molecule: messenger RNA, 1058 nt
Organism: Helianthus annuus (common sunflower)
Lineage: Eukaryota; Viridiplantae; Streptophyta; Magnoliopsida; Asterales; Asteraceae
Product: probable protein phosphatase 2C 24
Exons: 3
Coding region: 196-918 (240 amino acids)
Biological process (GO): protein dephosphorylation
Molecular function (GO): protein serine/threonine phosphatase activity
Source: RefSeq, a predicted model, not a curated record